Rhipicephalus sanguineus (brown dog tick) is the source of this 1551-nucleotide messenger RNA. Its product is annotated as FMRFamide receptor-like. Gene Ontology annotation, biological process: G protein-coupled receptor signaling pathway. The coding region runs from base 33 to 1211 and encodes 392 amino acids. Gene Ontology annotation, cellular component: membrane. Gene Ontology annotation, molecular function: G protein-coupled receptor activity. The transcript has a single exon. Lineage: Eukaryota; Metazoa; Arthropoda; Arachnida; Ixodida; Ixodidae. The record is from RefSeq and is a predicted model, not a curated record.
UGACGUACCUUCGUAACUGCACCAUAGCAGGCAUGGCAUCUGCAUGGAUGUGCACGCAAGGGCAGGUGCACCUCUACCCGGCGGAUGGAAAUCCGAGCUCGGACCUCGCAUGUACCGGAUGCGAUUCAACCGAAGCGUCAUUCCUACCAGAUCCGGUUGCCGAGGGGUCCUCGUAUGAUGCGCUCUUGGAAAGCAGCCGCUUUUGGAUACAGCGUGUACUCGUGCCCAUCGUAACAUUCAUCGGUGUCAUCGGAAACGCUGUAACGAUAGUUAUCAUGACUAGAAUGCGGAUGCGCUCGUCCACCAACAACUACUUGGCCGCGCUCGCCAUCGUCGACAUGCUGUACCUACUGGGUGGCUUUGCGCUCUCGCUCAAGCACUACGAGUUUAUUAUUGAAAAAGGCCUGUCAGUAUAUUUGCGCUGCUUUCCCGUUCUCGUCCUCUUGGCAGACACAUGUAGCAACUCGUCUGUGUGGCUCACGGCAACGUUCACUGUGGAGCGCUACAUCGCGGUCUGUCACCCUAUCAGGAGCAAGGUACUAUGCACCGAGUCGCGGGCCAGGAAAGCUGUCGUAGGGGUCGUCAUCUUCUGCUUUGCGCUUGCUCUACCGACGCCGUUCGAAUACGCUCUAUUCACGGAGCAUGACCCAGUCACAAAUACGACCAUAGUCAGCCUCAGCUAUUCGGAGUUGGGCCGAAAUGAAGUGUACAAGAAGACUUACUACUGGUUGACAGUGGUGGUGUUCACUCUGGUACCAUUCUGUCUGCUGGCUGUGUUCAACGCGUUUCUCGUGCGUUCCGUGCACAUCUCGCGGAAGCAGCGUUCCAGAAUGAUUCUGGGAACAGACUCCAGCCGCGACAGCCCGGAGACCAAGAUUACCGUUAUGCUGAUCGCGGUGGUCAUCCUGUUCUUCGUCUGCCAGCUUCCCACAGCUAUCACGCUGCUCUACUCUUCUAUCGCGAACCCGGAGGAAGGCAGCCAGCAGGAGAAGCUCAUCUUCAUUCUGGGAAAUGUUUUUAACUUUCUUAUGUCGCUCAAUGCGGCCGGAAACUUCGUACUAUACUGCCUCCUCAGUCAAAAGUACCGGCGCACCUUCCUGCAGAUAUUCUGCCCUUUUGGUCCGUUGGUGAGGCUCCAGUCAGUUUUGCAGUACACUGGAACCGGUCGUAAUCAAUCGGAAGACCAUGCUACUGCGAGCAUCCGCAUUUGAGCUCUGUUCGCUCGGUACUUUCCGAUUCUCUGGGGCCCAUUGACACCCCAAUAGUGAAAACCCGCCUGCUUGCUUGCCUGCUCAACGUGCCCGAGGAGCCCACAGGCGGGCAUCGAGACAGCGACUCGUCCAACUACCCAGGCUGACCGACGGGUUCCACAGGAGUGUUAUUUAAAAACAGUGUUUCAAAUUUACCGAAACGGAACCUUAUUCCUAUAGUUGGUUUUAAACAACUGUAAUGCGAAAGAUAAGGACAGCCUCGUUUUAGUAUUUAAAGAUUUUAGUAUUUUAGCGUUUGAAUAUGUGUAUUGUUGUUAGUGCCCCUCAAAAAAAAUGGGGG